AUGGUUAGAACUCAGGAAGAAAUGGGAGCAACAAAAUUAGAGGAGUCCAAUGAGGAAGAAACAAUGGGGGAAAAACAACAUUCAAAAGAAUGGGUUCAUGACAGAAUACUUUACAAUGAUGAUGAAGUAUUGUUUGAUGUUGAUGACGAUAUUAUGGAUAUUAUUGGGGAUAAUGACAAAGAAUCUGAGCCCUUUGAAGCAUUGCUUGAUGUUGUGACCUUAGAGAUCACACAAAGAGACGGUGAAACCAGGUUUGAGAGGGCUGAAGCAUAUGGUGAUUCCAAUUCUUUAGAUAACAUCCUAAACAUAAUGAAAUGGAGUGAUAAAGAUAUGAAUUUUUUACAAGACCAAAUACAAGAAAAUUCUAUCAACAAACAAAGGAUUGGGGUGUUAACAACAGAAAAUGAAGAGUUGAAAAAGGUGAUCAAAUGCAUGGAAACGAAUGAAACAACUAAAAAGAAAGGGGAGGAAUGUGCAGAUAAUGUUGUCAUGGAAACACAAGUCCUAGAUUUCGUGAUAAAACUGAUGGAUAAAGAUAUACAAAUUUUUGAGUUGGAGAAUCUUGUGAAAGUUAUGAAGAGGAAACUGACGAUGUCAAGGCUGAAAUGGCACAACUUGAAUGAUGAUCAAAUACAACAAGUCCAAAACACAUCAUCAAAAGUGGGGCAAUCUUCUAUGGUUAGAAAGAUCAAAUUGAAAGAGAGGAAGAGCAACAGAGAUACAGAUUAUGAGUACAGUAGAAGGAAAAGACGAAAGAAAGAGGAUGUGACAUCGCAUGAAUCGGAGAAAGGUAAAGGCAUCGUCAAACUCAGCAACCAGAAUGAAUGUGAAAUUAUUAAUAUUGAUGACUCAAAUGGAAAGACUACUACACUGCAAGAAACAAGCAAGACAUAA
Messenger RNA from Ilex paraguariensis (yerba mate), 894 nucleotides. The record is from the annotation of a GenBank genome assembly. Lineage: Eukaryota; Viridiplantae; Streptophyta; Magnoliopsida; Aquifoliales; Aquifoliaceae.